Messenger RNA from Drosophila mauritiana, 831 nucleotides. RefSeq lists its product as uncharacterized. The transcript has 5 exons. NCBI's taxonomy places the organism in Eukaryota, Metazoa, Arthropoda, Insecta, Diptera, Drosophilidae. Bases 1 to 831 code for a protein of 276 amino acids. The record is from RefSeq and is a predicted model, not a curated record.
AUGGUGCUCAUGGAGAGCUACUUCUUUUGUGCUUCGGUGCGACUGGGUGUCCUGGUCACUUGCAUUGCAGCCACCAUAAAAAACACCAUCUUCAUGUGGCUGAUAUUCGCCGACGGAACAUCUUUCCUGUUCUUCUUCAUCAACGUUCUGGAAACCCAUUAUAGAACCAGCAUGAUUGUUAAGGAGUCCGUCACCUGGGUGGAACAUUAUUCCAAGGAGCUCAUGAUGUUCAUUCAACUCUACAGCUUUUGCCACAUUGCAACUUGUGUUUCGGCGGCUUAUGGUGCAUAUAAGCUCAAGAAAUACCACGUUAUACCUUUGGCUAUCUUCGAGUUCAUUUACACAGUCCAGGUGGUUGUACUCGUAAUUAUAACGCUUCGGAUUGCCAGACACAUUGUGCCAUUGGCCACCUUAAUUCUGAUGACCCUUGCCCUUUCAUUUUACGCAAUGCUUGUGGCCUAUGACACAUUGGCGUUGAUUGCCUUCGUGCAAAUAAUGUUCCUGGUGCGGAGUCAACGAUAUAUACGACUUUACGGUCCAGAUCCUUUGAAUCCUGUAACAAACGGAGUGCAACCCAAUCACAUGGCAUCUAGAAAUCCGAUCUCACAACAGCCAAUAAUUAUUUACGUAAUGCCCAAAGCGGGGCAAAAAUUAUGGGAUGUGCCACAAUCGAAGUGGUGGCAGGAUGAAAAAACUGAUGUCAAAGUUCCACAAAAAGCAAAUUAUGAAGAGUCCUCUGAAUUUUUUCAGCGGCAGGAGCUGCUGUCAAAAGUGUUACUACGAAAUGCCAUCAAAGAAGACUAUCUGCACAAGGAAAGAGUUGCAAUCUAA